AAUAUUCCAAUAUUUUAUUAUGUUUAACUGAAAAAGAAUUAAAAGAAAGGAAUUGUGUUGAUGGUCAUUUACUUGCUACCUGGAGUCGAGAUUCUAUUGAAAGUUGUGUCAAAAUUGGAUUUGACCCAAUUAAAUUACAAUUAAAUUUUAUGACUAUUAGAAAAAAUCUAAACCAAAGAAUAUAUGCAAUGAGUGAAGAUGAUGCUAAAGAAUUUUUAAAUAUUAUUAGUAUGGAAUUAGAGUCGAGAACAUUGAGUGAAAUGAAUCAAUUGGUAUUUAAAUGUAUAAAAUGUGAUACAAUAUUUUGUCAAGAAAGUAAUAAAAAUGUUCUUAAAGAAAAAAGAAAAAACUGUUGCCCUAGUUGUGACAGCAAUAUCAUUAUACAAAUAGAAGAAGAAGUUCUUCCAUCUUCUUCUAAGAAGUCAAAUCAGCCAUUAGAAAUAUAUGAACAAAAUUUUAUUGAAGAAGAAAACUCUAAUAAUUCAACACCUAUUAAUUCAAGAUCUAGCUCAGAAGAACCAGAACAACGAAUAUUUUCUAGUAAUGAUAGUGAUGUAGAAAUUAUAAGUAAUCCUAGUGAGAAUUCUGUUGAAAUUCUUGAAGUAAUAUCAAGUAAAGAAAUCAAAUCAGAAAAACCUCUACUAACUAUUGAUGUUCGGACUGCAUUAACUGAAAGUAGCUCUUCAGGAUCAAUGACAGAUAGUGUGUGUACUGCUUAUGAAAGUCGAAAGCAACACAACAACAGUUCGUCAACUAUAAAAGGAAGUAACAUCGAUUCUACGAUUCCAUCAGUAGUAGAUGUACCUAUUAAGUUCUCUUAUGAUGAUUUUGUAUCAGUUGAUCUACGGUUAAAAUCAUAUGUUCAAAAUAAAUUUUUUCGAGACAAAGAAGAAUUUGUAUUGGUUUUUCGAUGUAAUUGUAUUAUGACGAGCCCAGAUCACCGUGUUGAUGGGUGUGUGAUCAUAUCAAACAAAUCGCUAUAUGUGUUUAAAUUCAUCGGCCAGCCAGAUGAACUCUUACAAAAAGUGUCUAGACAUCGAUUAAGUCUUGUCAAGUCCAUAGCUGCCCUUCCAUGGAAUGUUGGUCUAGCUAUAUGUGUCACUCAACCAGAAAGAGAGAUGAAAUAUACAUUUGUUCUUUACGUGCCACGUAUCACUAUACGAUUAAUUGUAUUUUUAGAAAGGAUAAAACCAUUUGAACAACGAGAGGUAUUAGUCUCUUCCCCAAACACUAAUUCUUAUCUAUAUGUCAAUAAUAUUCUUUACAAAAACGAACUACAUUUACCUAUUAUUCAUGUGAUGUUCUGUGAGUGCGCGACAAUCAUCACAGAUAAUGGACUUGUUGAAAUUAUUGACUUACCAGGUAUAGUGAUUACGGAAUACGAGCUGAUAAUAUUGGGUGGUGAAUGUGCAUGGCUGAUACCUUAUGAUGAACAUUUCCCAACAUUAGCUCAUAUUCAACAAAUGAGUACAUUCAUUCGUAUUGAUAAAAACAAAGAGACACUUGGUUUACACUUUAAUAACAAUGUAUCAUGGUCAUUAAUAGUAAAUCAUAUUGAAGCUGAAUUUCUGAUGGAUGAAACAAUAAGAAUAAUAACAAACGCUAAGCAAAAAUUGUGUUCUGCCAUGCAAAUGGCCAAUUUAAAUUGCUCAACUUAAGUGAAUCUAAUCAUCCAGUAAAAUUGUUACAGCUCAAAAUGUCAUAGAAGUCAGAAACGUAUGCAAUUAAAAUUUAUUAAUUUUUUAAACCAGAUAAGUUAUUUAUAUGAAUGCAUAUGGAGCAUAAAAUGUGUAACUAUUUUAUUUAUUGUUAUUUAU
Molecule: messenger RNA, 1817 nt
Organism: Melanaphis sacchari
Lineage: Eukaryota; Metazoa; Arthropoda; Insecta; Hemiptera; Aphididae
Exons: 13
Coding region: 150-1658 (502 amino acids)
Source: RefSeq, a predicted model, not a curated record